Molecule: messenger RNA, 2848 nt
Organism: Myotis lucifugus (little brown bat)
Lineage: Eukaryota; Metazoa; Chordata; Mammalia; Chiroptera; Vespertilionidae
Gene: CCNI
Product: cyclin I
Exons: 7
Coding region: 580-1713 (377 amino acids)
Biological process (GO): regulation of cyclin-dependent protein serine/threonine kinase activity; mitotic cell cycle phase transition
Cellular component (GO): nucleus; cyclin-dependent protein kinase holoenzyme complex; cytoplasm
Molecular function (GO): cyclin-dependent protein serine/threonine kinase regulator activity
Source: RefSeq, a predicted model, not a curated record
CCUCUCCUCCCUCCCUAGCCUUCCCCGCGAGCGGACGCGGCAGCGCCUCGGUCUCGCUUUUUCUUAUUUUCCCCCCCUUCCCCUUCCUUUUUUUUUCUCCUUUUUUCCCCUUCCUCCCUUUCACCAUUUCCCCUUGGAGGCGCUUCCCCCGGGCAGGGGCAGAGCCGGUCUCCCUCCCCGCCUCUCCCCGGCCCCCGCCGCCCUAUGGAGAGAGGGAGCCCCCUCCCCACCCGGGCACUAGCGGUGGCCGUCGGAGGAGCGAGACCGGCGCUGGCGGCCUCAGGUCCAGGGUCGUCAUGGAACUGAUUCGCUGACCGACCCACCGGCUGCAGCCGUGCGUCCUGCUCGAACCCCAGUGCCCCCGGCCCCCGGCCCGGUUCCCCCCUCUUCUCCCUCCUCCGUCGGCCCGGUCCUGGUCCCGCGCGCCCCGCCGCCGCGCGCCGAGGAAGAUGAGGUGGUAGCGGGGCCCCCGGAUGACCCCGCGUCACCACUGCGAGGCGAAGAGCUCUGCCCGGGAGGAGGAAGAGGAGGAGAAGGUAGCUACAUCAAGCUGGGAACCAGGCAGAACCAAAGGAUAUCAUGAAGUUUCCAGGGCCUUUGGAAAACCAGAGAUUGUCUUUCCUUUUGGAAAAGGCAAUCUCUAGGGAAGCUCAGAUGUGGAAGGUAAAUGUGCCGAAAAUGCCUACAAACCAGAAUGUUUCUCCAUCCCAGAGAGAUGAAGUGAUUCAGUGGCUGGCCAAACUCAAGUACCAAUUCAACCUUUACCCAGAAACAUUUGCUCUGGCUAGCAGUCUUUUGGACAGGUUUUUAGCUACUGUAAAGGCCCAUCCAAAAUAUUUGAGUUGUAUUGCAAUCAGCUGUUUUUUCCUAGCUGCCAAGACUAUUGAGGAAGAUGAGAGAAUUCCAGUACUGAAGGUGUUGGCAAGAGACAGUUUCUGCGGAUGUUCUUCAUCUGAAAUUCUGAGGAUGGAGAGAAUUAUUUUGGAUAAGUUGAAUUGGGACCUUCACACAGCCACACCAUUGGAUUUUCUUCACAUUUUCCAUGCCAUUGCAGUAUCAACUAGGCCUCAGUUACUUUUCAGUUUGCCUAAACUGAGCCCAUCUCAACAUUUGGCAAUCCUAACCAAGCAACUACUUCACUGUAUGGCCUGCAACCAAUUUCUGCAAUUCAAAGGAUCCAUGCUUGCUCUGGCCAUGGUUAGUUUGGAAAUGGAGAAACUCAUUCCUGAUUGGCUUCCCCUUACAAUUGAACUGCUUCAAAAAGCACAGAUGGAUAGCUCCCAGUUGAUCCACUGUCGGGAGCUUGUGGCACAUCACCUUUCUACUCUGCAGUCUUCCUUGCCUCUAAAUUCCGUUUAUGUCUACCGUCCCCUCAAGCACACCCUGGUGACCUGUGACAAAGGAGUGUUCAGAUUACAUCCCUCCUCUGUCCCAGGCCCAGAUUUCUCCAAGGACAACAGCAAACCAGAAGUGCCAGUCAGAGGUACAGCAGCCUUCUAUCAUCAUCUCCCAGCUGCCAGUGUCUGCAAGCAUGCCUCUGCCAAACGCAAAGUAGAGGAAAUGGAAGUGGAUGACUUCUAUGAUGGAAUCAAACGGCUCUAUAAUGAAGAUAAUGCUUCAGAAAAUGUGGGGUCUGUGUGUGGCACUGAUCUGUCAAGGCAGGAGGGACAUGCUUCCCCUUGUCCUCCUCUGCAGCCUGUGUCUGUCAUGUAGCUUCAGGUGUUACCUUUAAGUGCAAGCUGAGGUCUACUACUCUGGGAGCAGGAACAUGGAAGACCAGGGAAGGUAUAUACUGAGUCAGGCUGAUUUGAAGUGAGCCAGAAAAGAAACAAAACCAUUUAUUAGUGUGGCUAAUUAUAAUUCAACAUUAUUUAAGCACUUAAAGACCAAAUAAAAGUAUAAAAUUCAAAAGAUCCAACAAUUUUCAGUAAAAAAUUUCUUUGUAGUAUUUGUCAAUUCUGCCAUUUACUCUGCUAAAAUGUAAUGUAGGUUCCCCAUGUUAAAAAUUCACAUUCAGUGUUGUGUUUUUUUAAGUCCUAAAAUUCAUAGCUAGCAAACCCUGUCCCAUGUCCUGACUUAAUUUUCCUCUUGCUUUUGCUUGCUUUUUUAUUGAAUACUUAAUGAAUUUUAUGCAUGUUGAUCUAUAGCCUGACUUCCACUGAUUAGGAAACCCUCAAAAUUAUUUUUUAGCAAUUCAGUGAACAGAUUAUUUCAGAUUGACGGCCAUAUUUAAUCCAUGAUUCAAAUUCAAAUUAAUCUGAAAAGGUACUUCAAAAUUGCCCCAAAUGAAUCAGAGAUGAUAAUAGACAAAGGACUCACAUUGCCACAUUGAUUUUUGUAUUUGUCUCAUUUCAGUUUCUAGGAUUUGGGAAAAAAAAUUAUUUUUAUUUUUGAUGAUCUUAAACUGAAACUUAAAAGUGUCAUAUAAUUAGGAUACUUUUAGAUUUGCUAAAGCAUUUUUGACAUUUGGAUAAGAAAUUUGUGAUAAAUAUGUUGAAGUACUUAUCAAAGAAACAUGUAACAACUAAAAUUUAGAUUUUAUUUUUUUGUAAUUUAUCAGCUCCUUUUCACUCUAUAAUCAGUAGGAGAGACUGUCGUGAUGUUGGGGCAGCUCUAUGAUUGGGUCUGUGACAUGUAAAACUGAAUUUAGUUCCCUAGUUUUAUGUUAAGCUAUUAGGAUUUUCUGGAUAAAAGUUAUUCUCUGCCUCCCAAGCCUACCUAUAUUUCUCUUAGUGACUCCUGUAAUCUGAGCUCCCUGUGCAGUCUGAAGAAGGUAUUGCAGCCAGAACCAGCCAUGUACUGAUGAUGAUAAAAGCCGCUGGUAGCAAUAAACGUUGUCCUUAACCUU